Messenger RNA from Daucus carota subsp. sativus, 2551 nucleotides. RefSeq names its product protein WEAK CHLOROPLAST MOVEMENT UNDER BLUE LIGHT 1. The coding region runs from base 296 to 2275 and encodes 659 amino acids. The record is from RefSeq and is a predicted model, not a curated record. Lineage: Eukaryota; Viridiplantae; Streptophyta; Magnoliopsida; Apiales; Apiaceae. The transcript is spliced from 2 exons.
ACCAAUUUUUUUUUUUAAUCCAUCUCCAUUUCUAAGCUGGAAAAUCAUCUCUUUACGUAUUUAUAUAUUGAUUGUUGUUGUGCCACACUCAUGCAGGAGCCUCGUGCACUGAGCAAGACGUUUAUCGCAUUGCUAUUGUGAUCAUCCUCCUCCUCCUUGAAUUUGGAAUCAAGACUAUGUGAGUUGCUGUGUUUUUUUGGAUCAGGGGCUUUAGAUUUUCGAGCAAAGCACCAUUCUUCAAUUCUUUCUGGCAUUAUCUUCCUCAAAAGCCAUAGAGCCUGUUGGAGUUUUAAUUAUGCAAAGGACAAAGAAUCAAUUGGAUGCAGAAGAAGAAAGAGAUCAAGCCCUUGAUCAACUCCGAGAAAAAAUGGUGGCUCACGAGGUCAAUACGAAAUCAAGUGAAGCAUUGUCACCUCGGAGGGCUAGUAAAGUAUUUGCUGAGCUUACAACCGUGAAAGAGUUGCUGUCCAAUUCUCAAAAGGAGUUGGCUGCAAAAGAGAAGAGUUUCGAGUCUAUGAAACAUGAGCUUGACCAGGCAAAGCAGUUGGAAAAACAAUUAGCUGACAGAGAUUCAACAAUAAGUAGAUUGGAUGAGGAACUUCGUAAUGCCAAAAUAUUUGAGCUCCGUGCUAUGGAUUUAUAUACAGAAAGUAAGAUGAGGAAUAAGGAACUCGAGAGUGAGUUGGAAAAAGAGAAACAAUCAGAGAAGAGAGUGUUGGAAUCAGGAGUGUCCCAGACCAAAGAACUCGAGGCAGCAAAAACUGAACUCGGAGAAUCUAAGCUUCUAAUUGCUUCUCUUCGUGAGCAGUUGCAGAAGCUUCAAAGUUCAUCAUCAGUAAGUAGCAGAGAGAAAAAUCCUAAGAAUGAACUGGCUGAGAAAUCUGCCUCUUCAAAGACAGUUAGUUCACAACAGGAGAUCGAUGCACUUAGGAAGGAGCUAAAGGUUGCCCUUGAGGGAGAAGAGCAUAACAUGAAGGCCAUGAACGAUCUAGCUUUAGCAUUGAGAGAGGUCGCAACAGAGGCUAAUCAAGCAAAGGAAAAGCUUAUCACUGCUGAAUUGGAACUAGAGCACAUGAAGGAGGAGGCAGAACAAAUGAAAGUCAAGGCGAGGAGCACUGAAGAGAAGUACCGGAAGCUUUUGGAUGAAGCCAAAGAAGAACUUGAGCUACACAAGAACACUGCAGAUAGACUAAGGCUGGAAGCAGAGGAUGCACAGCUUGCAUGGAGCGGUAAAGAAAUGGGAUUUGUUGGCGUCAUAAGACAAGUUGAAGAGGAAAAAGCUCUUACAGAUCAAGAAAAUGCUAAAUUGACAGACUCCCUGAAGGCAUCUGAAAAUACGAGCAGAAAAGCAAGAGAAGAAAAUCACAAAUUGAGGGAAAUAGUCAAACGGUCCCUUAAUGAAGCCAAUGUUGCUAAAGAAGCUGCAAAAAUUGCUAAAGAAGAGAUUUCUGCACUUGAGGGCUCUCUAGCAGAGAAGGAUGAAGCCCUUGAUUAUCUCACUCGAGAGAUUGAAAGACUAAGGAUAAGUGAAGCUGCAGCCAAUGAAAAAAUGAAGGAGCUAAAGAAACUGCUUUCUCAAGCUAAUUCAGAACUUAGGACCGAGGAUAGGGAGGAAGCUAGUACAGCUUUCAUGUCACCAGAGUCCGUGUUUGAGGAUCAUAAGGAAGAUUAUAGCAAAGAAGACACGACAAUCAAAAAACGUUUUAGUUUAGAUGCAGCAAUCAAGAAAGGAUUUAGUUUUGAUCUUCAUGAUAUAAAGUUACAUACCAAAUUCGAAGAUGAAGAUGAUGAAAUGCUGAUAGAUGAGGACCCUGCAAAAGCUGAAGCACUCAAGGGCUCCAUAUUUGACCCCUCCAGUGAAACGCCAAGAUCAGAGUCUUAUAGAUCAAUGUCUUUUAAAUCAGAGUCUCAUACGCCAAUAAUAGCAUCCCCAAGGCAACAUCAUCGCCACCAUCAGCGAAGUAGUAGCAUUACGGAUGUAGGAAAUGUGAACUCAGUAGAUGUUGAUCCUCUAGAUGCUUUAACGCACAGCCUAGAUCAUUCACACUCACACCAUAGUACUGAAGGGACGCACCCUGAGGAUUUAGAAAGUGAUAGACAAGCCCAUAAAAAGAAGAAACCAGCAUUGUUAAAGAGCUUUGGUUCUCUUCUGUCAAGAAAAAGUUUUUCCCAUGCUCAUCACCACCACCAUCAAUCUCAUUCUCAUGCUCAUUCAAGUCAUUCGAAAAAGGAACCAACCACCCCGACCUCCAGCACUACCUCUGAUAAUCAGUAGUCCCUUCUUUGAAACUACAGUCAUCAUAUAAUGUCACACUCUGUAAAUUACAAUCUGGCUUGCCAAAUACAGGGCAGCAUAUGCCAGGUUCGGAAGAAACGAUUUAUGUCAACAGUUACAAGAUUAGUCACAAGAUUUGCCUAAUCUUUAGAAGGAAACGUUUAUGAGGUUUUUGGCACUUCUUUAUCUUUAUAUUCACUGUGCAUAGGAAGAUUGGAGGCCAUCUCUUAGUUGAUAAGCAUUUGUACUAAUUUUGAAUCUACAUAUUCUUUCUGG